This is a messenger RNA of Porites evermanni, 1014 nucleotides long. NCBI's taxonomy places the organism in Eukaryota, Metazoa, Cnidaria, Anthozoa, Scleractinia, Poritidae. The record is from the annotation of a GenBank genome assembly.
AUGGCAACAUUUCUCAAUACCCAGAAAAGCAGUUCGUCUGCACCGCGUGGAGCGGACAUGGCAAGACCUAGAAACAAGUUUCUUCCUUCGAUAUUCGAAGAGAAAAACGACGAUAAAAUUCAGGAUUUUCGCAAAACUCUGAAGAUAACUGAAGAUGAAGAUGUAGAUGUGGAUUUGGAAGUUCGUUCAGGUAUGCACGAAGGAGAAGGCGCUGAUGAAAAGAGUCUACGAGAAGAACUUCCAACGCGAGGCGGCAGAGCGAGCACCGCGGGCAAGUUUAAAUCGCUUGUGAGAAGUUUGUCCGAAACACGCUUUGAGAAUGGUUCUUGGCGUUCAAAGCGCCAAGGUUCAGCAUUUGUCGGUAGGAAACGCAUAAACUCUGGUAUUCCUUCGGGUAAUCGAUCAUUUGGAUAUGGACAAAGGAAAAUAACAUCUCCUGGUGUAAACAGGGGUCGCGCAGUUGAUAUGCCUGAAGUCAUCGAUUUAACAAAUCCCGAAGAAGCCAAAAACAUCGCGAGACGUUUCUUUGAAGAUGAACUUAAAAUGGAUUUAGCUGACCCACGCUUUAAUAAACCUGAAGAUUUCAUCGCCAGUUUGCGCUGGAAAGCGGAGAGAAAGUUCAGUUAUAGUGAGUUAUGGCAUAGACGACGAAGCUCUAUACAUGCAUCAUCUUUGAUAAAAAAUCCGGAGAUUUUCCAACUGAAUGCGAACACCGUGAACAACAAACUUGCAAAGCUGAAUAAUCAAGAAGAAUUUUUCGAAAAAUUACCACAAUUUUCUCAGCUUGAAUCCAAAUAUUUUCAAGUGGCCUACUCCAAGCCAAAAACAGGAGGAAAUGGUAACUCUCAUGGAAGAAAGAAGCUAACGUCGUCUUUUAGAGAACAGACUGAGGCGGCCGGACCCAAGAGAAGGCAAGGAAGAAUUCUGAACCCAAUACCAAGAGAUGCGAAAAAAUCUAAGAAUGCCUUAAGGCUACGAGGACAAAGCCAAGUGAAUGGCUUGAAACAAACCUAA